Molecule: messenger RNA, 2654 nt
Organism: Sitophilus oryzae (rice weevil)
Lineage: Eukaryota; Metazoa; Arthropoda; Insecta; Coleoptera; Curculionidae
Product: formin-like protein 6
Exons: 13
Coding region: 303-2615 (770 amino acids)
Biological process (GO): mRNA 3'-end processing
Cellular component (GO): RNA polymerase II, holoenzyme
Molecular function (GO): RNA polymerase II complex binding
Source: RefSeq, a predicted model, not a curated record
UUGAAUAUGGCUUGAUUCGGAAAAAUUUAAUAUUUUCUUUUAUAUAGGAUUCUAAUUCAUAUUCACGAUUUUGAUAUCGCCCAGAAAGUAUUUGGGAAGCUAGAUUUUCAAGUUUAAUAUCAAUUAGACACAUUUAAUUAGGAAAUUUGAUUGUUUAACAUGUGAACGGUUUGUUUGAAAACAACUGCCCCUGUUAAUUAUCUAUUAUUUGUGAUCAGGACACCGCCGUUUAUGAACAAUGUGAUGAACAGUGAUUGUAUUAUAGUGUUUUAGUGGGUUUAGGUUAUAGAUUAGACUAAAGAAUGGGGACUUCAGCACCAGCAGUAGAGGUAGAAUUUAACGCGUUCCAGUUCGAGAAACUCCUGACGAACCUGAAGGACUCGCAGGACAGUAUAAACCACUGUUGCCAGUGGUGUUUGCAGAACAGGCAGCACCACAAGAAGAUCGUGAAUUCCUGGUUAAAUGUGGUUAAACGCGUCAAAAUCGAGCAAAGGCUCGUUCUGUUUUACCUGGCCAAUGACGUGGUACAAUAUUCAAAGAGGCGAAACUAUGCCUAUGUGGAGAGCUGGGGAACGGCUAUUCAAAAGGCUACAACUUUGGUUCGCGAUGAGAAGGUCAAACACAAAAUUUUACGAAUAUUUAAGAUAUGGGAACAAAGGGGCGUGUAUGGAGAAGAUUUUAUAGCAGACUUGUCUGGUUUAAUCAGUGUACAACCUACAGGUCCUAAAAACGAUGAACCGCAUGAGUUUCAAGCAAGUUAUGUGAUAAAUAAGAUAAAAAACUGUGCAAAUUUAGAAAAAGAUACGGACUUGAAACUGAAACAUUUAAAUGAACAUAAUCCAAAGAUACAGAUAUCAGAGGGUCUCACAAAUUCGUUAAAAGAUCGGGUUCAUGUAGAUGAUGUAGAAAAAGAAUUGGAUGUAUAUGUACAGCACAUGGAGGAUUACAUCAAUGCUCUGAAGUUAGAAAUAAAAAACCGAAUUGCUUUGAUCUCAGUACUGAAACAAGCCGAAACACAACUCGAAGCAGACAGAAAGGACGUUAAAUUGGUUGCUCAUGCCUACAAAACGUUUGGCCAAAGAGUGAAAGUAUUUCAAAAAAAGUUAGAAGAGCAUAUGGAAGAUUUACCAAGCCCUGUACCCUCUCCGGAUAUAAAUGCACCUUCGCCUAGUCCAGACUCGGACUUAGAAUUGCCCGAUGAUCCAGCGGAAAAUAAGUCUACAGUUGCAGAUACUUCAGUGGAUUUGUCUGCGACGAUACAAUUCACCAAUCCGGGCUAUUAUAAUCCAGUGGCUCCACAUUUAGAUACCAGUACAAAUUCCCUGGCAAACACGACGGCCACUGCCGGUACUAAUGAGAGUAACCUCAGUUUUUUAUCGAACGGUUUCACCAGUUUUCUGGGCCAGAACCUGUCUUUCGAUAUUACGAAUAUCAGUGCAAGUGGACUGUUUACUAGUUCGGUGAAUAACAGUAGUGCACUGAAUAAUUCACAAACAUCAAACAGCUAUGCUAAUACUUCAACAGAUUUAAUUCAGCCUCCUGUACCGAUUGAUUCAAAAGCCAGCGAAAAUGAUUUAAGCGCCGUGUAUAAUCCACUGUUGCCACCUCCGAUGCCUCCAUUUUCGAAAAAUAACGAUGAUGGCGGUUUCAGUUUCAAUUCAUCAAUGGAGGGUACAAAUACUUUUGCGGGAUCUUACGAUACGUCGGUAGCGACAUACUCCGGAUCUACUUACAGUCCUUCGACGGCUACGAAUAGCCAUUACGACUACCAGUUACAAACUGGCGUGAAUCCCUAUCCGCCCGAAGCCAACUACGAUCCCAGCGACUUGCCGACCCGAUGGGACGACGCAGGUGACAUUUGGAACGAGCUAAAGGACUGCGAUACGCCCGAAAGUCCUCCCAUGUUCGAGAAGAAAGGAUAUGGUAAUCCGGUGGAAUACCAUGACGGUUCUAUGUCGACUGGCGCAGCUGACGUAGAUCAAAGGGUGUUACCUGGUCUGGGAGAUUUAGAUUCAAUCGUUAGUAUUGGAGUGAAAGACGUAGAUCACAGAAAUCUCAUCAGUUUGACCGGCUCUCCAAAUGAUGACGCCGAUCAUGUAAAUGGUGUCAAUCCACCACCUCCUGUAGCAGACAGAAGUAAUUUGACUACCAUCAUUCCUCAAGAGACUCUAUGGGAAAACCACGAUCAAGACUACCGGACACUGUCCACCCUGAACAGCGACGUUGGUCCACCUCCACCCCCUCCCUCGUCCAACUCCAAAGACCAAGACUACCGGCUCCAGUUCGGUUUGGACAACCUGACCAUACCGCCGCCUCCGCCGCCCCCCAAAUCGCCCGAGCCGCCACCAAAAGCACCGCUGGCGCCGCCCCCUCUGCCACUCCCCGUUCUGGCUGCCGCGCCCCCUCCCCCGCCCCCGCCCAAGGAGGGCAAGAGUCCGGGGAGGAGGAGCGAUAACAACGAGGGUGACAUAGAUAUGGAUCUCAGCGACGAUUUGGAGGUGUCCGCCAAGCCGGAGGGAAAUGGCCACGCCUCCCUGGAACCGCCCCCGCCCUUGCCCGACCUGCUCGACGACGUCGACGCCAACCAAUUCCUGGACGACAUCUCGAACGACUGAACGAGUUCAGCAAUUUGUCGGCGGAACUGAACCCGCCCG